Molecule: messenger RNA, 949 nt
Organism: Paraglomus occultum
Lineage: Eukaryota; Fungi; Glomeromycota; Glomeromycetes; Paraglomerales; Paraglomeraceae
Source: the annotation of a GenBank genome assembly
AUGAGCAAUAUGACAGAUAUAGACAUAGAAGCUGGAAUAUCUGAGGACAUUUUAACUGUUUUUGAACCAAAUGAACAAUCAAAGUACAUAAAACCAGUUGGUUCGGACAUUAUAGAGAAAGAAGUAAAAGUUGAACAUUCCUUAGAUUCAUCAUCGACAAAUGAAGUCCGAAUGACCGAUGAACAGCUAGAGACACAAUUUAAUUACACACUUUUUAAAAAAUCAAUUUCAAUUUCUAACAAGGCUGCAUUAAAUACAACACAUUUGCAACAUAUAACUGUUGGCUAUCCGUAUUAUUGCUUUACGUCUAUAUUUGUUUUUGAGUUGACCUUUCGGACUUUUUAUCUACUCAUAUGGUUUAAUAAUAAACGCAUAUGUUUAGAGAGUUUUGUUGAUCGUUUAGUAACAUUUAUCGGUGGAUUGGAAUAUCUUGCAUUGAUUUCAUUCAAUCGCAUGUCUCCUUCGUGGUCUAUGUCACGAGCUCUUUCUUGCAUACUCGGACAUAUUAUUAUUGGCAUUCUGCUUGAUGCAAUAUUUUUGGCUCAAAUUUAUAGUGGUUCUAAGGAAAGCAAUGACUUCCGCUACGGAACGCUUGAGGAAAAAUGUAGAAGAUCAGUUAAAAGACGUGUUCCGGAAGGCGAAAAAGAUUCUGAAAAUGAAAGUGAAUGUGAUGAAGGCGACGAUGAAAUUGGUUCUCCACUGCCCUUUAACAUUGAUGAGCUUGACGGCUUGGUACAAGUACAAGCAAAACCAGCAAAUCUAAAAGCGUUGAGAACAAUAGAACAGAUUGCGAAGAGACUGGCCGAAAAUAUUAUUUCAAAAAGUCAUGAGAGCAUGGACAUGGAUGAUGCAAAGACAUAUACGUCAGAUUUGUUAAUGCAACUACAACCGCAAGUGCCUGGAGUAGGCGCAUCGGCUGAAUGGAAUAUUUUGUGGCUUUUGUUUUCGC